This is a messenger RNA of Salvia miltiorrhiza (redroot sage), 849 nucleotides long. RefSeq lists its product as uncharacterized. The record is from RefSeq and is a predicted model, not a curated record. The transcript has 2 exons. Lineage: Eukaryota; Viridiplantae; Streptophyta; Magnoliopsida; Lamiales; Lamiaceae. Bases 1 to 849 code for a protein of 282 amino acids.
AUGACCUUUGCAGGGGCAAAGGAGGCUAGGGAAUCAAUAAAUGCAUAUGCUGUGAAGUUUGGGUACAAGUUAAAGUUCAUAAAGAAUGAAAAGACUAGGAUUAGAGUGGUUUGCAUCAAUGACCAAGCAUGUCCAUUUCUCAUGCAUGUCUCUAAAGAUGGGGACAUUGAAGGGCUAGCCAUCAAGACUCUUGUGGCAGAUCACACCUGCUACAAACAGAGGGAAGUCCCCAGUGUUAGUCAAACAUACUUGGCUAAGUACUUUAAAGAGGCAAUCUACAGAAAUCCUAGGUUCACUUCUAAGGACAUACAAGGUCAUGUUAAGGACCAUUUGAAGCUUCAUGUCAGUUUACACAAGUGUAAAAGGGCAAAAAAAGAGAUCAUAUGCAAGCUUGAGGGUAGCUAUAGAGAGGAGUUCAAUAGGCUGGUUGCCUAUUGUAACAUUGUGAAAGAAUGUAUGCCUGGGAGUAAGAUGAAACUCCAACUGUCCACUGAGCAUCUUCAGUUACAAAUGAGAGUUUUUAAGAGAAUCUUUGUCCUCCUAGAACCUUGUAGGGUGAACUGGAUAGGGGGUUGCAGGCCAAUAAUUUCUCUUGAUGGUUUCCAUUUGAAAUGCAAGACAUUUGGUGUUCUGUUGACAGCAGUAGGGAAGAAUGGGAAUGAUGGAAUUGUGCCCAUUGCUUGGGCAGUUGUAAACAAGGAGAACAAGAACAAUAGGAGGUGGUUUCUAGGCUGGUUGAGGCAGGAGCUCAACCUUGGAACAGGUGAUGAGGUGACUCUUAUGUCAGAUAUGCAAAAGGGAUUGAUGGAGGCUGUGAAUGAAGUGACUCCUGCAGCUGAACAUAGGUAG